AUGGAACAGACAUUAGGAACCAUUGCUCAGGCUAUUGGAAGUAAAGCAGUACAACAAAGCCUUGAUUCACAUCGAAAUAAAGUCAAAAUUUAUCUCAUUACACAAAACUCGAAUAGAAAUCAAUUACACUCUGCUAUCACUAAAUUAUGCGGUCAACAAAUCAAGGCAUUAUCAACUCAACAAGUAUUAAUAAGAGUAGGUAAAUCACAAUUCUACACAGCAAAAAAUCAAACUCAAGCACAAGCUUAUACUCAAGAAUUACAACAUUCAAUUAAUUCUCGGUUACUUAUCAAUAGACAUCGAUUACAAUCUAUUUUAUCUAGCAACGAUGAUCAACAUAGCCCAAGAACAAGUCCUGCCAGAGAAUUACUAGAAAUGUGGGAUCAAAAUCCCGAAACAAGACCAGAAGGUCAUGUAUAUUAUCAUGGAUUUUAUCCGCCUAAAUUAAUUACUGAUCCACAUCCUGAUCAAUUACCUGAUAAAUGUAGAGCGUUGUUUCUAUUUGCAAAAAACCUUCCCAAUAGUUAUUCACCGCGUUUCCGAGAAAAGGUACGCCAGUUACCUAAUAUUGGUGACGAAAUCGAAAGUUUACCUAAGAGUAUAAUUACUAUUCUACAUUCAGCCGCUGUUAAUAUAGCCUUAAUUUAUUGGAAUUACUAUGGAAAGGUUAAUGGAUUUGAUAUUCCUAAAUUACCGGAUAAUCUACAAAAAUCUUGGGUACAUUGUUGUAGAAUAUUAGAUCGAAUUCCUUCAAAUACAAAUGAUACUCAAAAUAUAGAUAAUAUUGAUUUAAAAAGGCCCGAAGAAGGAUUCUCAUUUAAUAAUUUAAAAAUGAGAUUUCCAUUCUUUAAUGUCGAAGAUUUAGGUUCAUGUACAGAAAUUUCAUUUCAUGGAUACUCACUUGCAUCUCUUAGAUACGCAUGCUAUGAUAUCGUCGAUGCAGCAUUAGAUCUUCAAUCUGCAAUGUACAAUGGCGAUAAAGAUGAAAUUAUAAUCCAUCUUAACAAAUUAAUAGAAAUAGCUAACCGAGGAUCCGAAACACUAUCGGAGCCAAAAUUUAAUUCUUAUGCUGAAAUAAGUAUUAUUCCUUCACACUGGAGACAUAUAGGUCAAACUGGACCUAUAGCUCCAAAUUGUCUUUUAGAUCCAUCAAAGGAGAAAACAUCUCAUCUUUUAACUGAAGCGAACCUGGAUUGGUACACUGCUAAAGAUGAAGAAUUAUUCGCUAUAGCGGAAGAAAAUAGCUUAAUUGGAAAUUCUACUAGCGGGUUAUUUGAUCCCAUUUUCGCUGUUUUCGAUAUAAUUAUUGAUCGAAUACGUAAGUCUCUCAUUGGAAAAAUGUUCAGUAAUGGAUAUAGGCUAAUACCUAAAUCUUAUAGGCAAUUUUUAACAGCGUUUAAAUUAGGAUUUGAGAAAACUGGAAGUCCUAAACAGUUUAUAAAAGCAUUGAACGAUUCACAAUUAAAUAAGACUUUUGAUUUAUUUGAACGUUCUUAUCAUAGAAUGUUGGAUAUACAUCGUAACAAGGCAUUAGGAGUUUUAUCUCUUGUAACUCAGCUAGAUAGAACUGUUACUGUAACUAACCAAGAGACAGAAUCGAAGAGCGCUCAUAUACAACUUAAUACAGAAUUUAACGAAUCAAUCGAUGAUCGCCAAUUUACUAACCGAUUAUUUAGUGCAACGAUUCAUUCUACUCCUGCUAAUCUCAAUCAGCGCAAUACUCUACAAUAUGUAACCAUUUCUAUUUACGAUAAGAAAUUUUCGUAUCAAGAGGGUGAUAAACUUGGUGUACUUAUACCGAAUACUAUUACAAAUUAUGACAGUGCGCCCCAAUAUUUUGUAUUAGAUAUUCAUACUAAAGAUACUACUGAAAAAGAGUGGAUAAAAUUCGUACAUAAUCAUUUUGGAAUAUCUAACGGAAAAGUAUCUAAAGAAAUAUUUAUUAAAUACGCCGAUUUUACAAAUAAUAAACCUCAUGGCUCUCCAUCUAUAGUUCCUCCGCAACUGCCACGUACGUAUAACAUCGCCUCGUUCGAUAACGAUAAUAUUAAAUUACUUGUCGAACGUAUCGAUAACGGUAAAGUAUCGCCGAUACUUGCGCCUAUCGAUAAUCUAUUCGAUCAACAUCAAGUAAUUGAUGUAUUCCCUAUUAAUUCUUCUUUCCGACUUCCGCAAGAUAGUUCUAAACCAAUUGUGAUGAUUGGUAUAGGUUCGGGUAUAGCUCCAUAUCAAUCGUUUAUCGAUCGUAAUAAGAAGAUGAAUGAAAAUCGUCGUAUGUUGUUAUACUUUGGUUGUAGAACUAUAGAAGAUGCUCCAGACACAGUAAAUUAUACGAAGCUAUGUCUAUCAGCUGAUAAUAUACAAAAGUGGAAAGGAUCGCAAUAUUCGUAUAUUUACAACGGUCGAGUUACGAGUUACUUUUCAUCGAGCGAAGGUCAAAAUAAAUUAAUCGAAUUAUGUAAAGAAGAUGCAUUGAUCUAUAUAUGCGGUCCUACAACUUUGUAUAGAGAUAUGAUUAGAAUAUUCAAAUCGGCUAUAGGUAUUAAAGAAUUAAUUAGAAUGUUAACAACUGAUCGAAUUAAAAUCGAAGUAUAUAAGCCUAUAACAAACGAUUGUAAAAUGAAUAUAUCGAUAUACGAUAUUGUUACUCAUAAUGGAGGACGUAACGGUUGUUGGAUUGUUAUAGACCGUCGUGUAUACGAUAUCGGUGAAUAUAUUGAUCUUCAUCCAGGAGGCGACGAAAUGUUAAAAUUCGUAUUGGGUACAGAUGCAACGGAGUUAUUUAAUCAAUUUCCUACAGCACAUGGAAAAAUGGCGCGAUCUAUAUUAGAAUUAUAUUAUAUUGGAGAUGUUAUAACAUCAGAUAGUUAUUACGAAAGAUUAGCAUACGAUGUAACGAAGAAACAAAAUUGUAUUGCUAUAUGGUACGGCGAUAAACAAGAAAAACAAUAUCACUUCUUGAUGAAGAGUCUCGAUGCUCAUAUUAUAUGUCGAAAGUAUUUUAAUACAAUGAAUGAAGUCUUGGUUCAGAAGGAUAUUUUUGCUGAAGAAUUCUCCGCAUUACAAGUUAUACACGAGUAUAACGAAUUAAUCAAAGAUAAAAGAUAUAUAUUUCCGUACAAGCGAAAUAAUGAAGGUGAUUUACUAACAGAGGAUGAUGAAUUUAAAAUUAUGGAAACAUUACAUGAAUAUAAAGCGAAAACAAGAUCAGUAGAUAUUUAUUACUUAGAUAAACUAAAACGAGCAUUGGCGAAACAUCUUAAUUGCAUCAAUUCUGAAGCCUGA
This is a messenger RNA of Trichoplax adhaerens, 3285 nucleotides long. RefSeq lists its product as uncharacterized. Gene Ontology annotation, molecular function: oxidoreductase activity; metal ion binding; heme binding. The coding region runs from base 1 to 3285 and encodes 1094 amino acids. NCBI's taxonomy places the organism in Eukaryota, Metazoa, Placozoa, Uniplacotomia, Trichoplacea, Trichoplacidae. The record is from RefSeq and is a predicted model, not a curated record. Gene Ontology annotation, cellular component: intracellular membrane-bounded organelle; membrane. The transcript has a single exon.